AUGGCCAGUCAAUUGUUCAUUAGACAUCAUUUAAGAUUUUGUAAUCCUCGAGACUUUUGCCUAAUUUGUUGCAUGGAAGUAUGGAUGAAGCUAUGCAUAUCCAGACAAAUUCUAACACAAGAUUUAAACAUGUGUUUAAACUUUUUUAUGAAUUACUUUAUUUCUCAGCAUAGUUCUGGUUCUUUAGAAACUUUACCAACAUCUGCUGUUAAUUCAUCUGUAACGAGACUUUUGAAGGGGAUCGCUGCCCUUCUUUUCUCAGCCUAUAACAAAAAUCUGAUAAAUAAUUCAUUCGACCAGUUAAAACCAAACCAUUCUGCGCUUAGUUUAAGAAAAUCGAAUGCCCUUAUUCAUCAGAGUAAAAGGAAGGGAAGGAGGAAAAGGAGGAGGCCGAGGUGGAAGAGGAGGAAGAAAAUUGGAUUGCCUACCGUUAGCCUCUGGCUCGACGCCAUCUUAGAGCCAAUGGUUAAAAAAAUCGUCAAAACUCGUUUUUUUUUUACCCAUUCACCUUUUUUUAUCAAGUAUAAUGAAGCAAAUGUACCUUUUUCAAUCAAAAUGAACAAGAGCAACCUAGAAGUUGUCGAAGAUUUUUUUAUCUCUUACACCCCACAUCAAAUUGACUAUACUUUUAUUAGGUUACGAAAGUGCACUGGUGUAUUUGUCUGGGUGUCUUGGUACGGUAUUUUGACUAAAGCCACAAAAAAGGAGGUCUUGAGGUACUACAUCAAUAAUAGGAUUGUAUAUUUAGCAUACCUUGAAAUACAAGACCCAUUCUUCAUCACCAUCCAGCCGACUAGAAAACAAUCUAAAAGGAUGAGUUUUAAUGACCCGAAAGAAGUGACAUUUCAGCAAGUACUUGCUCCUCCUACAGCCCGUAUGACAACUCCCAAUUUAAACCUCUCAAAUUGCUUUAUUUAUAGCCCUGCUGUGAGGCGCUUGAAGCGCUGUAAUGAAGCUGUAAUAAGGCUUCACAUAAAAGUGCAUCCAGCCGAAUUAAAAGGUGGAAAUAAGGUUAUUUAA
This is a messenger RNA of Echinococcus granulosus, 1020 nucleotides long. RefSeq lists its product as hypothetical. The transcript is spliced from 7 exons. The coding region runs from base 1 to 1020 and encodes 339 amino acids. Lineage: Eukaryota; Metazoa; Platyhelminthes; Cestoda; Cyclophyllidea; Taeniidae. The record is from RefSeq and is a predicted model, not a curated record.